Paramecium tetraurelia is the source of this 6321-nucleotide messenger RNA. RefSeq lists its product as uncharacterized. NCBI's taxonomy places the organism in Eukaryota, Ciliophora, Oligohymenophorea, Peniculida, Parameciidae. Gene Ontology annotation, biological process: calcium ion import across plasma membrane. The transcript is spliced from 3 exons. Gene Ontology annotation, molecular function: high voltage-gated calcium channel activity. Gene Ontology annotation, cellular component: membrane; voltage-gated calcium channel complex. The record is from RefSeq and is a predicted model, not a curated record.
AUGUCAAACAAUAAGGAAAGAUUCUAUGAGUAGAAGUCGUAACAUUAAGAAUCUCAAGAAUCAUAACCAUCUAGAGAAAUUAAAAAAGAUAAAUUCUUAAAUAAAACAAAAAUAAAUGAUUCCCCUUUCGAUUAGAAAGUCGAAAUCAAAUAAUUCAAAAAAGCUGUCUCGUAAAAGUCAACUGUAGGUAAAGCAAGACAUAAAUCCCAAAUAAUAUAAACUAAUUAAACAAUGAAAGAGAGUAUGAAGCAAUCAAACUAAUCAAAAUCCAUCCAAAAAUCAAUACAUAAAAACAAUUCAAAUUAGUAAAUGAAAUCUCCUCAAACAGAAGAACAUCUAGUCUCUAAAAAACCCAUUAAAGAAGAAUAAUCAGAAUCUGAGAUGAAUAGUGUUUUCAAUAUUGAAUAAGAGGAUUCAAUCAUAAAGUUAAACGAUUAAUUUCAGAGAUAAGCUUCUAAAUAGGCCUUUGCUCAAUUAUAUGAAUUAGACGAUUGUUUGGAAGAAAUGCAAGAGAAAAAUUAUAUAAGGAAUUAGAUUGAGAACACUAAAAUACGGAAAAUAGACAAUAUUGACCAAAUAUUAAGAAAGGAGGAGUGGGCGGAAGAAAAGGAAAAAGUUGCUCAAUUAGAUUUCAAUCCUGAGCUUGAAUACUAAUAAUUAAUAGAUUAGAAAAAUUUGAAUCAUUCUAUCAAUUUAAGAGUUUCUCAUAAUUUUUAAUGGUUGAAAAAGGAGGUUUCGUAUUAUUAGGAUGGGCUUAGAUUCUUGUUUUUUAGAAAGAUAAUAGUCACAAUAAUCAUUUCAAUAGAAAUAUUAUGCUACAAGCUAUUAUAAUCCACUAUUUUUGAUUUAUAUGAAAUGUUGGUAACAUUAGCAAAUAUUAUCCUAUUUUUGAAUAGAUCUCCUUAAGAGUCACCUAAAAUAAGCGAAUACUAAUAUUUAUUUUGUGUUUUAUAUUUUAUUGACGCUUUUAUACAUUUAGCUGGUUAAGGGUUUAAAAAGUACAUAUAAUCAUUUUGGAAUAUUUAUGAUUUAUUAAUCCUCGUUCUCUAUCUUUUAUACAUUUUAUAGAACCAUUACAUACCCUUUGAUGUAUCUACUUUUAGAUUAAUCAGAAUACCAAUCUAUGUUGGACGUAUUAGCAAUAAGUUAAAUAUCAUUUUAUUAUCAAUUAAAGAAGCAGUAAAACAAAUUGUAGAAAAUUUGCUAAUAUUAAUUCUGUUUACAAUUUUAAUUGCAAUAUUUAUGCUAUAUGCUUUUAAUGGAGUGCUUAAAUAUAGAUGCAUGCACGAGGAACUUGGAAUUUUUUCCUUGAAUUCAUACGAAAUUGCAGUCUGUGGAUAUAAGGAAUGCGAGAUUGGCUUUGUAUGUGCUCGACAAUUAUAGAGUAUUGAUGUUCCAACUAAUUUUGAUAAUAUUCUGUUUGCUUACUUUUAAACUAUAAGAACUAGUAUAGUAAAUGAUUGGACGAUAACCAUGUAUAUGCUAAUGAAAUAAUUCAAUCCUUUCGUCUGUAUUUUAUAUGUAUUCAUCAUUUUUGCGAUUAACAAAUUUUACUUUCAGCUUUUAAUUGCUGUUCUAAAAGUCUAUUAUCAUAAAACUUAGGAAUAUUAUAUCAAUAAUCCUGUUAAACCUGAAUUUUCAGAGGAUUAAAUUAAAAUAAACAUGUCAUAGCUGUUAGAAACUGAUAUUUGGAAAACGGUUAAGAUGGAAAUUUUCAACUAUUAAAAUUACAAAUUUAAUACAUAAUAUCGAUUAGACCCAAAAAGUAGAUAGCAAAAGCUAAGUAUGCAACCAAUUCAAGAACAUAAUAAUGUUAAAUACUUAUCUGCACGUUAAUAGAUAGAUUAACAGAAUGAAAGAGAACUAAUUUUGAAACAAAACACUCAUCAGUCUUGGAUAAUUUCCUUUUAUUUUCCAUAUCAUUAAUUACAAUCAUAAAUUUAAAACCUUAUCAAUAAUAAUGAAAGUAAAUUUUCACAUUUGGAAACAUUCUACACUCUAAGAAGUUUAGAUUAUUUGAGUAUUUAUACAGAAGUUCGAUAUAAUGUGCCUUAUGAUUUUGCAUCAAUUUAAGAUAUACAGAUAUAAGAAGAUCCUAAAAAGAAAUAGAAAGAGGGAAAAAUUAUGAAGAAGUAACAUUUACAUCAACAAUAUUUUAUUGUUUAAAAAGUUUAAAACAACUUUAAAACAAAUGAUAGACCAAAACCAAGAUUUCCUUACAUGAAAAAGACAGUUCACAUGCAUAAUGAUGAAGAGUUCUUUGAAAGCCUAGGAAAUUCAAGCAUGAAUGAAAGUAGUAUGUAAUCAAGUUCUGUAAAGUAGAAUCAUGAGCAUUUCUAAUAAUAGAAGAUGGGAAACAAUAUUUUUGUUAUAUAUUCUUAAUAAGAAAGUAAAUAGCAAAAUCCUUUUUAAAAAAAGAAUAAAAAUUAAAAAUUAUUGUAAAUGAAUACAUAGAGUAGAACAAGUAUAAAUCCUAAUUAAUUUAAUCUUAACUAUGAUGAUGUGGUUGCAAUGAUAAAUCUUAAAUUAAAAAAUGAAACUAUUUCAAUUACAAAUUAUGAAGAAGUGUAUGAGCAAGAAAGAAAUUAAUCCUAAGAAGGAAUCUACCUAUAAUAAUGGUCUGGUAGUGAUUUGAUAGAGAGAUUUCAUUUUGAAUCUGUGGUCUAAUAUUUAAAUAAAUAUUGGAAUUAUUAUUUUUUGAAAGGAAUACGUUUUUAUCUUAUCAAAAUUCAAUACUAAUUAUAUUACUUUAUUACUAAUUAAAUUAUUUAGAUAUUACUAGAUGGAUUUGUUUGUUUAAAUAUUUUAAUAUUAACAUUUUCUGAUUUUUAUGACCAAAUAAUAGCAGAUUAUUUUGAUUUAAUUGUAACAAUACUGUUAUUUUUGGAAACCAUUUUAAAGGUUUUGACAAUUCAUAAGUAUUUGUAAAAUUUCACUAAUGUUCUGAGUGUACUAAUAAUUACAUUUAUUUUAAUUGAGAGAAUAUUAUUUUUUUCACUUUUUGAUGAAUAGGAACCAACAUUCGAAAUUUUUAUAUAUAUAAAAAUACUAAAGUCCCUCUUUUUCUUUAGAGUCAUCAAAUAUAAUACAUUUGCACAAAAUAUGAUAAUGAUAUCCUACUAAACAUUUCCAAAUUAUGCAGUAAUGGCAUUGUUACUUCUCUUUUUAAUGUUGAAUUAUGCAAUAUUUUCAUUGUAAAUAUUUGAUUUCCCUGAAUUUGAUGAAUUAAAAAUGUAUCAUUAUUUUGGCAAUAUUUAUCAAUCUUGGAUAGCAGUAUAUGAUAUAUCGACUGGUGAUGAUUGGUAUGGUGUCGUUAUACUAAGUACAACUUAUGGAAUCUAUUACAUCGGAUUCUUAUUUUGUAUUUCUUUAGUAUUUAUAGUUAACUAUUUUGGAUUUGGAUUAUCUUUUGUUAUUAUUCUUGAUGGAUUUGCAAACUAUUUGGAUAGUGCAAAGGAGUCGGAAACAUAAUCAAUAGAAGAAAAGGAACAAAGUGUAGUCUUGAAUUUUAAUCAUUACGAUUCAGAAAUAAGAAAAGAGAGUUUAGUAAAGAAAGAUAAUAACAAUAUAAAUUUGAAGAGUUUACUUGAAACUCUAAUUGAACCAGAAAACAAAGAGAAAUAUUAUAACAUAUAAAAUGAAUAUUCAUUGUUCAUAAUUUAGAAAAGUAAUUCAUUAAGGAAGACAUGCUUUAUGAUCUCUGAAAUUUAUCCUAUUAAAUUAUUAUUAUGUUUUGUUUUAUGGAGCAGUUUAAUUAAUUUAAUUUUGAUUACUUAUUAUGAUGAAACUGAUUAAAAUUUUUGGAAUCCUUUUGAGAUAAUUUAAUGUCUAUUUAAUUUAUUAAUAUUGAUCGAUGCAAUAAUUUAAAUAAUUACUUAUGGAGCUAUUGCAUAGGAUGGAUACUUUAGUAGUAUAUGGGUUAGUAUUGAUUUUGCAUAUGUUGUUACUUAUUUUCUUUAUUUAGCAUCUAAUCAUUCUGCUUUGAAAUGGAUAUUAUAUUUGGGCUAUUUGCGUCCCCUCAAAGUAACAUCAACUUAUGGAUUCUUCGUUAAUGAAAGAGGAGCUAUAAUGAAAUCAUUUUCUGAUAUCUUAAGAAUUUUCUAUGUUAUUUUACUUUUUUGGUUCAUCUUUGCUAUUUUUGGAAUGACUAUUUAUAAAGAUAAGCUUGGCUAUUGUGAUUCUUAUUUUAAUUAUGGAGUGGGAAGAUAGGACUGUUAAGGAGAAUGGAAAGUAUACCCUCAUAAUUUUAAUAACAUAAUUGAAGCUAUGCAAUCCUUAUUUAUUAUUUCUACUCUUGAUGGUUGGGGAAUAACAUUCUUUGUUUGUAUUAACAGUGCUUCAGAAUAAACAGGACCAAUUCGAUUUAAUAAUGAAUGGAUUUCAUAUUUAUUUUUUUUCAGUUUCACCUUUAUAGGAGCCUUGUUCUUCUUAUAAUUCUUUGCAGGAGUUAUUUUUGUUAACUUUUAAUAAAAUAAGCAGCAACUUUUGAAUCCUGAUUUAACCUUAGAUUAAGAAUUAUUUUUAAAAUUAACUGAGAUUAUAAUGUUGGAUACUCCGAAUUACUCAAAACCACCAAAGAAAGGAUUGAGAUUAAAGGCUAAAAUACUUCUGGAAAAUUCAUCUUAUAUUUUAAUUACUAAACUAAGUUUAAUUCUAAAUCUAUUUACUUUGAUGUUAUUUUAUGAGUAAGGCAGUACUAGAUUUUUACAAACUCUGAAUUGGCUCAAUCACUUUUUUAGCUUUAUUCUAUUAAUAGACUGUAUUCUAAAAUUGUUUACAUAUCAUAUUAAAAGAUAUUUUGAUGAUAUUUGGAGAUAAAUGUAAUUGAUUUUUGUGUUAUUAUCGUUACUUGAUUUCUACAUCGAUAUUUACAGAGAUGAUCCAUAUUUUAUUUGGUUGAGAAUUUUUAUAUUGAAUAGAUGUCUAAGAAUGUCAUUAAUUAUCUAGUAGUUUACAAGAAUACGAAAAUUAUUAAAUGUUAUUUAUUUCAAUAAAAUGGCUAUACUGAGAAUUUUGGGAUUAUUUAUUACUGUUUUAUCAUGUUAUUCAUAUGUAGGUUGUGCUCUUUUUGGAGAGGCAAACUCAGGUUCCAUUCUAAAUGAUUAAUUAAAUUUUAAUAAUUUUUUUUUUGGUUUACUAGCUAGUUUUAAAUGCACAACCGAAAAUGGAUGGAGAUUUAUUUUUGUUGAUUCUUAAAAUUAUAUGAAAUAAUAAAACAAACCGUGGGUUUUAGCUUCUGUGUUUUAUUAUAGUUUAAUAUUUAUUGGGGCUAGAGUAUUGAUGAAUUUAAUUGUUUGUGAAUUGGUUUAAGAAUUUGAAAAAUUUUAUGAUACAAGCAGCAGUUGUUUAGAGACUUAUGUAGAAACAAUAGAUAAAUUUAGAACUUUAUGGUGCAAAUAUACUGAAGAAUUUCAAGGGACAAAAAUGCAAACUAAAUACUUAGGACAUUUUCUAUUAGAUUUAGAGGAACCAUUAGGAGCUUUAAAAGGAGACAACAUUUGGGAUGCUGCCAAAAAAGCAUCAAGUUUUGAAUUAAAAAAGGAUUUUGCAGGUUGUCUUACCUUUAGGAAUCUUCUUUACGAAGUUUUUAAAUAAGCUUUCAAAGAAAGUGUAUUCAAAAUUACUACUGAGGCUGGUAAAACAAUAAUGAAGGAAAAUGAUAAGAAAAUAAAAUAUAGAUUGUACAAUCAGCGAUCUCAUCACUUUAGAAGGGAAAGAGUAAAUGAAAAGGUGGAUAUUUAAAGUAAUUUCAACAUUCUAUAGGAAUAUUUAUAUCUUAAGAUGGCAUUGAAGGCUUGGAGAAGUUUCUCAGAACAUUUUUUUAUUGUUGCAGGUGAAGUGCAAAAUACUAUUGAUUUUACUGAAAGUGAUGUUGAUGCCUAGAUUUCUAGUGAGAAUAGCCAAAUUGAGGGAUUCGAUGUUGAUGAACCACAAAAAUAGAUAAAAAGACUACCUUCUAAAGAACAUCUAAGGAGACCUACUGAUGUUUACAUUUUACCUUAUUAUGAUGAAAUCAAAUUUAAAGACAAAAAUCUAAAGUCGAUCCUUAAAGCUACUGAUUAAUAAUAACAAAAGGUUUUUAAGUCAAUAUCAAUUGUUAAAAAGAAAGAGUAGUUAAUAUAAUAUAAAGAAUAUAAUAAAAGAAGAGAUGCAAUAGAUAAACCAACUGCUUCUAGAAACAGAUAUCAGUAUGGAUAUCAUGAAAAAAUUACUAGAUAAUAAUUAGAAGAAAAAUCAGAUAAUAGAUUACUUUCGAGAUUUGAUCCUACUAAAAUGCCCAGUGCAUAUAAUAUUACUAAAAUAGCAUCAAAAUUAAAAUGA